CUAGCACCACCUGACUGCCGUCCAUGGAUUUACAGACACAACAAGUACAGACACACACGGGAAGAAAGGAAUAGGGCGGCGUUAGUAACAUUUCGCUACUUCAGACUACAAGACAACAGUUAGACAAGUAUUGAGCGGAAGUGUGUGGUGUGCGGACGUUCUCAUAAUGGAUACAGAACUUUCUAAAACUGCUGACAACUGUGGUGAUCACUCCACUAGUGAACAGGGCAUGGAAAAAACCCAGCAGUCCUUGGAACCCAGUGAGAAACCUGACGAUAAACAGUCAAAAUCAGUGCAGGCUGCUAGCAAUGAGAGCCUGGAAAAGAUGCCUGCCACAUUGGUUGAAGCACCUGGAGAAGAGGUAAAUCCAAAACAAAAAGGACAGAAGAAGAAACCCAGAAAUCCAUUUAUGCCCCAGGUUGCUGCAAAGAACAAAAGAACAGAGGAGAAGAAUGGAGACAAAAAUGGAGACAGUGGCAGUGACCUUGCAGAGACUAAAAGCCACAAGAAGUCCCUCAUGGAAUGGCUGGAUGAGUUCCGUUUAAGUGAAACUCAGAGAGAGGAUGAUGAGGAUCUUGAUGGCCUCAUGGAUUGGUGGAACACUGUGGAACAAUGGGAAGACAUGCCCAAAAGUGACAAUAUGACAGAGAAAGAAGAAGCCAAGGCUUUUGCUGUAACAGCUGAAAAGGUGCAAAAGGGCAUACGUGUGUUUAACAAACUUUUCUCAGAACGGGCAGAAGGACUGUGGCAGCAUGUGAUCGACCUGAAUGCCAUUGCUGAUGGCCUGGAUCGCUUCAACAAGAAAACCAAGAUUGCUCAGAUCACUGGUGGCUCCACCAGUGCUGUGGGAGGUGUUGCUACCAUAACUGGCCUCAUCUUAGCACCUUUCACAAUGGGAACCUCUCUGAUCGUCACUGCGGUUGGCCUGGGUGUUGCCAUGGCAGGUGGUCUUACCUCUGCAUCCGCUGGGAUAUCCAGUACCGUCAACAACUCUAUGGAUCGCAAAAAGGUAGAGCGCAUUGUGGAAGACUAUCAGGCGAAGAUGGCGGACCUUAACAAAUGCAUGAAGUUCAUCAAGCAAGGCAUUACAAACCUACGCAAGUUCAACUUAAAUAAGAUGAAGAAGAAUGCAUACAAUCGAGACUUCCCUUGUUUUGAAAAUAUCUAUGAGGAUGGCGCUAUGGCAGGCAAAGCUAUUCUAACCAGUGCCAAUGAGAUUAUGCGUGUGAUGCAGAUAGCCAAUGCGGCGGGAACCACUGCGGCGCGUGCUGUGCAGAUCGCUAGUGUAUCCACAGGGGUUCUGACGGGGCUUUUUGUCGGGAUGGAUAUCUAUUUUGUGGCCAAAGACUCCCAGGAAUUGAAAAAUGGUGCAAAGUCAGAAUUUGCUGCCAAGAUUAGAGAGGUGGCAGAUCAGCUACAUGAGGGCUUGAUGGAACUUAACAUAAUCCGAGAUGAGUUGCGGUUGACCACCACUCUAAAAGAAGACAAACCUUCUUGACCUACCUCUGUAAACAUUCCUCUGAGUUUAUUAUUACAUUCACACUAGAUUAUAGAAAAUUGUAUGGUUACUCUCAACCUAUACUGCACUUUCCAUAUUAGACAUAAGAGGAAAUUAGGGGUCUUAACUUGUUUUUAUGACUUUGUUUCCACUGCUUGUUAGGGUAUGAUUGCUGCAUUUGUAAUGCUAAAAGUCAAGAGUAUAUAUAUAUAUAUAUAUAUAUAUUAAUUCUUUUAAUAUACACAGUAAACCUAUUAUGUAAACACAAACCUUUAUUUUGGAUGUGAUUAAUUAUUUGACAGCCCUGUUUGUCUUCCUUUUUGUUUACCUGAUAAGGAAUACUAGUUGCUUCAUUAUUUAUUACAUUUUAUUACUUUCAAAUUUGCCAUUGCCAAAUAUCUAUGAUUCACUGAUGCCUGUCUGUCUGUACACAUUAAGGCCAACAUUUUUGAUUAUUGACUGAAAUAAUGCAUUUUUCAUACAUUGAAUAGCUACUGUAACGGAUUGUGCUUAUUUCAUUUUGUAUUUAAAAUGAAUUAUGAGGGUUUUCUAAAAAGGUUUUCAAGGCAGUUUUAAAGUUACCUUUAUGUAACAAAAAAUAUAACAUUUGUUAUAUUAAAAGUCAAUUCCUGUCUGAAGAAA
Messenger RNA from Carassius gibelio (silver crucian carp), 2140 nucleotides. It is a transcript of the gene apol1, whose product is annotated as apolipoprotein L, 1. Gene Ontology annotation, molecular function: lipid binding. Gene Ontology annotation, cellular component: membrane; extracellular region. Gene Ontology annotation, biological process: lipoprotein metabolic process; lipid transport. The record is from RefSeq and is a predicted model, not a curated record. Bases 167 to 1498 code for a protein of 443 amino acids. NCBI's taxonomy places the organism in Eukaryota, Metazoa, Chordata, Actinopteri, Cypriniformes, Cyprinidae. The transcript has 11 exons.